Molecule: messenger RNA, 688 nt
Organism: Lasiosphaeria miniovina
Lineage: Eukaryota; Fungi; Ascomycota; Sordariomycetes; Sordariales; Lasiosphaeriaceae
Exons: 1
Coding region: 394-645 (83 amino acids)
Source: RefSeq, a predicted model, not a curated record
GUGCGUGUGUGUAUGUGUGUGUGCGUGUGUGUGUGUGUUUGUGUGUGUGUGUGUGCGUGCGGGUGUGUGUGUGCUGGACGGUGGAACGGGAUGUCGGGAGAGGGUUUGGCUGGUUGUUGGCAGAGGUUCGAGGGUCCUAUACUAGGGGGUCGGUUGGGAACAAAGAGCACAGCUAAUUGCUGCUGAUAGCAGUAAGGAUUCGAAACAGUCGACACGAAAACGGCAGAAUGCAGGCGUGCGGAAUUCACGGCAGAGGCGGGACGAAAAUGAGGGAGGGGAACCAGGGGUAUCGCUCGGUGGGGCUGAGGAUCAGCAACCCUUAGUAUCGCGGCGACUGGUUGACCAAACACAGAGUCCGAGCCGGCGUACGGCAUUGGCGUGCAUUCGGUUGGCAUGCUGUUAGCCCGUCGGGGGCGUAUUACUUAUUCGCCAAGCCUAGACACCCUGUGUGGUGGACUUACCAUCGUAUGGCUCAAUAAAUACGGCACGCAUAACUGGCAUACCGUAAGUACUGGCCUUGGAUACGCGGACUGUCUCGGCGCUAUGGCUGGCUGGAUGGGGGUAGGGUUGAACGGCUGUGUAACAGGAAAUUGGGAAUACGCGGAGACAACUCCGGCCACAGCUGAAUGGUCGGUUGAACGGUGAACCUCAAGAGUUAAAACAUGUUACUCAACUAACUCAACGGCUG